AUGCGUCAUCCCUUAUUCAACACGUCACCACGCCCCGCCGAAGAAUCCCACCGCGGAGUCCGCACCGCAUCCGCUGCGAUUCUGCGAUUCUUCUUGUGCCCAUGGCAAUGCACAUUUCAGGAAAUGGCGAGGAGGGAGGGCGCGCUGCACGUCCGCAUACCCGCGCCGGGCUUCUUCCAACGCGGCGCCGUCGGCUGGAUCAUGUGCCUCCUCGCGCCUCUUUUCGUGAGCACCUCCUUCAACCCUCACCCAUCGGACCGCCCUUAUCCCGCGUCCUUCGGUGCCGGUGCAAGCGCAUUUCGAUCCACCAUCUCGUGGGUGGGCGUGGCGACGCGCAGGGAGAGCGUCACGCUGGGCCCCGACGCCUUCUCCAUCGUGCACACGCGCUACGGCGUGUCCAAGAAGCGCGAGGGCAGCACGCACCUCGUCCACUCCAUCCUCGUCGUCGAUCGCAACGCUCCGCGCCUGCUGCACCCCCCGCAAUCCACAACGGCUCCCGGCAUUCCCGUCCCGGGUCCUACUCCCCCCACUGCAGCCGCUCCUGCUGCCGCCAGUGGAAGCGCACCCACUGCCCGGCGUGGUCCCGCCGCAGCUGCUGCCGCCACCGCCAAUGCCCGCGCGCGGGAGACACCAGCAGAGCCUCCGGAGCUUGUGUGUGUGUUUGCGCUGCCGGGCACAGUGCAUAGGUUCGGUGCGAACCUGAGUGAUGCGGAGAAGUACUGGGUGGUGGGUGAACUGGCGUAUUACCUGCAGAGCGUGCGCUUGCACCUGGCACAGCAGAAUGUAUGA
Closterium sp. NIES-65 is the source of this 789-nucleotide messenger RNA. Lineage: Eukaryota; Viridiplantae; Streptophyta; Zygnematophyceae; Desmidiales; Closteriaceae. The record is from the annotation of a GenBank genome assembly.